Molecule: messenger RNA, 1968 nt
Organism: Etheostoma cragini (Arkansas darter)
Lineage: Eukaryota; Metazoa; Chordata; Actinopteri; Perciformes; Percidae
Gene: dyrk2
Product: dual-specificity tyrosine-(Y)-phosphorylation regulated kinase 2
Exons: 6
Coding region: 244-1887 (547 amino acids)
Biological process (GO): peptidyl-serine phosphorylation; peptidyl-threonine phosphorylation
Cellular component (GO): nucleus
Molecular function (GO): protein serine/threonine kinase activity; protein serine/threonine/tyrosine kinase activity; ATP binding
Source: RefSeq, a predicted model, not a curated record
AAAAAGGGGGGAGGAAGAGGAUGAACUGCAUGUCGGAAACAGAAGAGGAGUGGAGGAGUGAAAAGGAGGAUUUAGAAAGAGGAGGAGUAAUUUUAGGGAGGAGGAAGAGGAGGAGCUGCGGAUGGAGGAAGAGGAGGUGUCCUGUCCGUUUGUGUCCAGUGGAGAAGGAGAGAGGAGCGGCCGCCAUGUUGACUAAGAAGCCCGGAACCUCGGUCCUCCCGACGGGGAGGCCCUAAAAUCGCCAUGUCGGACGCCGUCCAGCUGUCGUCGCAGUCGCACGUCCACGUCACCCAGCUGUACGAGGAGAACUCCAACAAGCGUCCGGUGCUGACCUCCCAGCCCAACGGCCUGGCUCCUCUAAGCUCCACCCGGCCGGGCCUGCCGCCGCCGUCGGACCGCCAGACCUCGGCCCCGGAGCCCCCCCACCACUGCCGGCAGGGCAGCGCCUCCUCCAACAAGUCGACGGACAGCAAGCCAAAGCCCACCCCCAUGACCCCGGAGCAGGCCAUGAAGCAGUUCAUGGCCAAAAUGUCGUCGCUCGAGCAUCACGAGGUGUUCAGCUACCCUGAAGUGUAUUUCGUCGGUCCGAAUGCUAAGAAGAGGUCCGGGGUCCUCGGUGGAGCCAACAACGGGGGCUACGACGACGAUCAGGGAUCCUACAUCCACGUUCCACACGACCACAUCUCCUACCGCUACGAAGUCCUGAAGGUCAUCGGCAAGGGAAGCUUUGGACAGGUGGUGAAGGCCUUCGACCACCGGUCGCAGACCCACGUGGCCCUGAAGAUGGUCCGCAACGAGAAGCGCUUCCACCGGCAGGCGGCGGAGGAGAUCCGCAUCCUGGAGCACCUGAGGAAGCAGGACAAGGACUCGAGCAUGAACGUCAUCCACAUGCUGGAGAACUUCACCUUCCGAAACCACAUCUGCAUGACCUUCGAGCUGCUCAGCAUGAACCUGUACGAGCUCAUCAAGAAGAACAAGUUCCAGGGCUUCAGCCUCCCGCUGGUCAGGAAGUUCGCCCACUCCAUCCUGCAGUGCCUGGACUCGCUGCACAAGAACCGCAUCAUCCACUGCGACCUCAAGCCCGAGAACAUCUUACUCAAGCAGCAGGGACGCAGCGGCAUCAAGGUCAUAGAUUUUGGUUCCAGCUGUUACGAACAUCAGAGAGUUUACACCUACAUCCAGUCCAGGUUCUACCGAGCGCCGGAGGUCAUUCUGGGCUCCAGGUACGGGAUGCCGAUCGACAUGUGGUCCCUGGGCUGCAUCCUGGCCGAGCUGCUGACCGGUUACCCGCUGUUGCCGGGCGAAGACGAAGCCGACCAGCUGGCCUGCAUCAUGGAGCUCCUGGGCAUGCCGAGCCAGAAGCUCCUGGACGCCUCCAAGAGAGCCAAGAACUUUGUGUCGUCCAAGGGUUACCCGCGGUACUGCACAGUCACCACGCUGCCCGACGGCACCACCGUGCUGAACGGCGGCCGCUCGCGGCGGGGGAAGGCGCGCGGCCCGCCCGCAAGCAAGGACUGGAGCGUGGCGCUGAAGGGCUGCGACGACCCGCUGUUCCUGGACUUCCUCAAGCAGUGUCUGGCGUGGGACCCGGCGCUCAGGAUGACGCCCAGCCAGGCGCUGCGGCACCCGUGGCUCAGGAGGCGGCUCCCCAAGCCGCCAACGGGAACCACCACCGCGGGGGAGAAGACCUCCUCAUCCUCCUCCUCCAAACGGGGCCCCGCCACCACCACCAACGACGGCGGCGCCAUCACCUCCAUCUCCAAACUCGCCCCCACCUCCUCCUCGACCACCACGUCGUCCUCCAAAACCAGGACUAACUUGGCCGCGAUCACCGACGCCAACGGGAACAUCCAGCCUAGGACGGUGCUGCCCAAGCUGGUCAGCUGAGAGCGAACGCACCCUCAACGCUCGCCGUGGCAGGAGCCGGGAUGCCGGCUCUUGAAAUAAAUCUGGUUUUGUCCAGUUUUU